UAGUGAUUCUGGAGAGUUCCAAGGCUUUGCGUCCGGAGGCGAGAGAGGAGAAAAGCUCUGUUUUUUCUCUCCUCUUCUCUCUCCGGUUUUCAUCUAAGCUCCUCUUCUCUUCUACGUCACCGAUCGAAACCCUAAGUUUCCCUAGUCUUCCCUUCGAGAAUGCAGUUUUGAUUGUUCUUUUCUACGUCACCUAUCGAAACCCUAAGUUUCCGUAAUCUACCCCUCGAGAAUGUAGUUUUUUGUUUUUGUUUUUUUUCUUUCAAAAUCAUUCGAAUCUCCUUGGUAUCAUACGCGCAUAUACUCCGCUGGCGUAUUUGUGUAAGGAUAUUGAUUUGCAUCUGCGUUUCUGUUUCUUGGUGUUUGGUAUUUGUUUGUGAAAUUCGUCGAAAAUAAAGAAAAAUCAUCGAAGCUUCGGAAUUAUCUGUCUGUUUUGCUUCGUGGGUUUGUGUCGGAGGAAGAAGAAGAGAUGUCGGGGAACGGUGGCGAGAAAAACAACGACAAUCUGUAUGCUGUUUUGGGUUUGAAGAAGGAAUGUACGGUGACAGAGCUCCGUAGCGCUUAUAAGAAGCUCGCUCUAAGAUGGCAUCCAGAUCGCUGUUCGUCCUCGGGGAAUACGGAGUAUGUGGAAGAAGCAAAGAAGAAAUUUCAGGCAAUUCAACAGGCCUAUUCUGUUCUGUCUGAUUCGAACAAGAGGUUCCUGUACGACGUUGGAGCUUAUGAUAGUGAUGAUGAUGACCAGAACGGAAUGGGCGAUUUCUUGAGCGAAAUGGCGACUAUGAUGAGCAAAUCUAAGCCUAAUGGGAAUGCAGAGGAGAGCUUUGAACAGCUACAAGAGCUGUUUCACGAAAUGUUCAACGCAGAUACUGAGGCGUUCAGGUCGUCUUCUUCACGUUCUACCUCGACUUUUAAUACUUCUUGUAGUGUUAGCUUUGACCCGAAAGACCAGCAUUCGUCUGAAACAAGUUCAGAGAGAACGAGUUUGGACGAUCACUUUGGAUUUGAGGCCCGUCCUCACAGCUUCUUCUCCUUGGGAGUGGAACACCAGCAAGAUUUCAAGAAAGGAAAGGCGGUAAAAGGCGGCGGCGAUGGCCGGAGAAACAGGAGGAAGCAUAAGGUUUCGUCCUCGGGGCACGAUGUUUCGUCAUCGUCCUCAAACAACUACGGAGUCCCCACUUCGUAAAAACGUGACGAGCACUCUGUUCCGCUUGCUCGAACCUAACCGUUGAAAGGGGAUGAACAAGGGCGGUUGUGUCUGAAUCCGACGGUGGCCUUGUUUCGUUCAUCCGGUGGUGGAUUCGACUUCAGGCUUUAGGGUUAGCUCUCUGGUUCUUUUGGAUCUCUUUGAAUUUGUCAGCAGAAUUUGUCGUCUUAUAACGUGUUACACUAUUGAAGUGUUCGUUAAGAAGAGAUUCUGAUAUAAUAUUCCUUCAAGCGUAUGGGGGUUUUUUGGUAAA
Messenger RNA from Tarenaya hassleriana, 1454 nucleotides. RefSeq names its product dnaJ homolog subfamily B member 6. The transcript has 6 exons. Lineage: Eukaryota; Viridiplantae; Streptophyta; Magnoliopsida; Brassicales; Cleomaceae. The record is from RefSeq and is a predicted model, not a curated record. Bases 467 to 1180 code for a protein of 237 amino acids.